UCUCCGAAUUUCAUUUAACAAAGUGGUGCGCGCAGAGGGGCGCUGGACUUGAGGCAAACAAUACAUACUACAUACCAAGUAACCGAUUGUGAUAGCUGUUAAAAAUAGAAUUCCGGACGUAGUCUGAAUUCGACUCGAGCUAAAUUGUUAACGUUGAUAUUAAAGGCAGAAAAGUAAAUUCCGUUACAACAAAUUUAUUUUCCAUUUGCUCUCCCCUUUUCUUCGUUGUUGAGUGAGUGAGUGUGCGUGCGUGUCAAUUUUACAGUGCAAAAGCUCGCAAGUAAGUAAAAGAGGUAAGGAAAGAAGAGAUCUGCCUUCUGUCUCUUUGUUUUUCGUCGACUCGAGUGCGAAGUAUUAGCCAGCGCUUUGUGAGGUUAAAUUAAAAUACAUAUUCUCGCACGUUCGUCAGUUGUGAAAAAGCAACAGGCGCACACGCACACACACUCAACCGAAUUCGAUUGCACGCAAGGACACGCGGAAGCGGCAAACACAAGGCUUAUUAUCGUUGGGUGGAAGUCAAUUUAUUGUAUGAGUCAAAAAACUGAAAGACCAGUGCUAUCGGGUCAACGCAUCAAGACCAGAAAAAGAGAUGAAAGAGAAAAAUAUGACCCAACGGGAUUCCGUGAUGCGGUCAUUGCUGGUCUCGAAAAAACUGAAGGCGACCUGGACCAAAUCUCUAAAUAUUUAGACAGCGCGGGCAACAAGCUCGACUAUCGUCGUUACGGUGAAGUUCUCUUUGAUAUAUUGAUUGCAGGAGGUCUACUAGUGCCUGGUGGUUCUAUAUCUCAGGAUGGCGAAAAGCCGCGCACAAGCUACUGCAUCUUCGAUGCGCCCGAGAGCAUGGAGAGCAUGCGCAACCAUGAGCAGGUAUUUGUCAAGCUUAUCAGACGGUACAAGUACCUUGAGAAAAUGUUCGAAGAGGAGAUGGGAAAGGUUCUAUUAUUCGUAAAGGGCUUUACUCCAAGUGAACGCAUCAAGCUUGCGCGUAUGACAGCGCUCUGGUUAGUUAACGGCUCUGUACCGCCAAAUGUUUUACUGGUACUAAACAACGAGCAUCUGAUCAAGGAUGGCAUUGCACUGGAGUUUCUACUAGAGCUAUUCCAGACGUUCAAGCAAGAGAAGGGCAUUGCAUAUCUGAUUCAGGCGCUUAAGAAGGGUGGACUGGAAAGCAAACUUAUGGACUUUUUCCCACCAAACAAACGUACUGAGGAAUAUUUUAAACAAGUUUUUCUUGACAAAGAACUCAACGAGAUCGUCAAGCUGCAUAAGGCUCAGGCUAGCCAGGAGGCGAAGCGUGAGUUGCAGCAGGCGCUCAUCGAUGAUAUCAACGAUGAGAAGCCAUAUAAUGAGAUAACCUCAGACAUUAAGGAAUUCUCGCAACGCACCAACAUUCCCGAUCAUGAAAUAAUUGUUAUUAUUUGGUCCACCAUCAUGUCAUUGGGCGAAUGGAACAAGAAGGAGGAGCUGGUUACCGAUCAGGCUGUUCGUCACCUGAAAAACUACUGCCCACUGUUGCAGGCUUUCGCCUCAACUGACCGAUCGGAGUUGGCCCUAAUCCUGAAGGUGCAAGAAUUCUGCUACGAGAACAUGAACUUCAUGAAGGCCUUUCAGAAGAUCAUUUUGUUGUUCUACAAGACCGAGGUCCUGUCCGAGGAGAUCAUAUUACGCUGGUACAAGGAGGGCCACUCAAACAAGGGAAAAAUGCAUUUCCUUGAACAAAUGCGAAAGUUUGUGGAAUGGCUUCAAUCAGCCGAAGAAGAAUCCGAAUCUGAGGACGAACAAAAGAAUGGCGAGUAACUUUAUUGAUGGCUAAAUAAAGAAGAACACAAACGAAGCCGCCCUUUACCAUCCCCAUCCGAAAAUUCGAAACCAGAACCUACAACAGCCAGUCGAACUAUAUAUACAACUCACCCCUAUAAAUAACGUCAUUUUGAAAACUCCACCUAUAUAACACUCAAACAAUUCCAACAAUAAAGGAGAGAGUAAAACAAAA
Molecule: messenger RNA, 1993 nt
Organism: Drosophila teissieri
Lineage: Eukaryota; Metazoa; Arthropoda; Insecta; Diptera; Drosophilidae
Gene: kra
Product: protein krasavietz
Exons: 8
Coding region: 529-1797 (422 amino acids)
Cellular component (GO): membrane; cytoplasm
Molecular function (GO): protein binding
Source: RefSeq, a predicted model, not a curated record